AGCUUAAUUAAAUUGAAAAUAAUUAAACGACAAAUAAUUUUGCCAAAAUGAUUAAAUUUCGUUAUAAGCGUAAAGAUCCCACAAAUGUGGUUCCUGCCACAACUACAGAAACAACAAAUACAACAGCUAAUACUGCUACAGCCACAACGAAACUAAAAACCAAAUCAAAUACCUUGCCGACAACGACGAUAGCAACAACAACAACAUAUCCGAGUAACAACAGGGAUUUCAAUAGUGCAACCAAAGAAAACUUUAAACCCCUAAACGCAAACAUCAAUGGUGUUAGCAAUUUCUAUGCAACAUCACCGCCACGUUCUCAAACCUCCACACCCAUAAAUAUUAUUAGCUCGGCGCCACAGAAACUCCAACAUCCGCAACUUUGUCAAUUGAUAAGCAAUAAUGGCACUUUGCCACGCAGCAGCCCAAAGAAAACCAUUGAAGCAUACGAUGGUCACAACAAAUCGGCCACAUUGACACGCCAAUCAAACAGUAGCCGCAAAGUGAGUGCACUGGCCAAAGUAGCCUCCACGGCUGAGUUGGUUGGCAUAGGCUAUACCAACAUCAACACAAUGGCAGUUGGUAAUGGUUUGCCUGCGGAAGUGUUAGCGGAACGUGAUAGAUGUAUCAGUGCUGUGAUUGAACUUUUUCAACAAUUGCAAACUAGUUCAGAGCCUGCGUUGUGCCCUGAACCUUUGCGACGCGCCUUGGCAAGUGGUCCAUUAGCUGGUCGACGUUUUCCCUUAGGAUGCUUGGGUGAUGCAGCUGAAUGCUUUGAGCUAUUACUACAUCGCGUCCAUUCACACAUUUCCGAUAGCGAUGGCGAUGCUUGUGAGUCCCAAGCCUGCAUUGCUCACAGACGCUUUGCUAUGCGCGUUAUUGAGCAAAGCGUUUGCAAAUGUGGUGCCAAUUCUGAGCAACUGCCAUUUACACAGAUGGUGCAUUAUGUCUCCGCAUCGGCACUGACCUCACAAAAUAGUUUGGCUAUGCAAAAUCAUCAGCAAUUAACUUUUGGUCAAUUAUUACGCGCGGCAGGCAAUAUGGGUGACAUCAGAGAUUGUCCGAGUGCUUGUGGCGCUAAAAUUGGUAUAUGUCGCGCCUUACUUAAUCGGCCAGACGUUGUUUCCAUUGGCAUCGUUUGGGACUCAGAAAGACCAGCAGCAGAGCAAGUACAUGCCGUACUUAAAGCAAUAGGCACAAAUUUACGCCUUUCUGACGUUUUUCAUCAAGUGUCAGAACAGCGCUGGGCUCAUGGAGUGCAACAUGAGCUCGUUGGUAUUGUUUCCUACUAUGGGAAACAUUACACGACUUUCUUCUUUCAUACUAAGCUCAAAGUUUGGGUUUAUUUCGAUGAUGCCAACGUAAAAGAGGUUGGUCCAAACUGGGAAGGAGUAGUUGACAAAUGCAGUCGUGGUCGUUAUCAACCGUUGUUGCUUUUGUAUGCUGUUCCUCAACCAGCAACGGCGCCACAAAUAGCUCAACAAUACUUACAGGAGUUGAGUGCACAAUCCACAGUUGUACGUCGUGCAAUUACACCAAGUCCGGAAAAGCCCAAUAUGGGUAACACACGUCGUGCUAUUACGCCUACACCAUUACGUUCGCCCAAUGACUAUCAGAACCUAAGUGUUAUACAAAAGAAUAUAUUUUCUACCGCACAGAAUAAAGGCAAUGAUGAGACUGACGCUUACAUAAGUCGUAAAACUGUUGAACAUGUAUUGCAUGCACAAUACCAGAAUCUCAACGUCAUACAGGACAAAAUUUUUGCUAAUGGUACAGCCAUUGAUGAGAAAGAUGGCGCUUAUCUUAAUCGCAAGCCCAUUGAAAAUGUACUUAACGCACAGCUCGCACGUAAGCAGCAUUUGCAAUUACAGCGCAGCCACAGUGCUGAAUCGGGACAUAUAAGCGGUUCCUCAAAUGGUUCAUCACCACCAAGUGAUGGUCUUACCAUGCCAGAUCAUCUUAAUCAGCCACGUCGUCGUGAUUCUGGUAAUUGGUCCGGUGAUCGCAACAGUGCCAGCUCUGCUUCAUCGACUACUUUGGAUAAUCCCUAUUUAUAUAUGGUAGGCAAACGUGGUCCACCUGCUGUACCACCAAGUCCAACACGUAAUGGUCUACCAUAUGAUCCGGGUUAUGAUUCAUUUUCAUUGAGCUCCACUGAUUCAUAUCCACCUAAACAUCCACUCAAUCCACAAUUGGCAAAAAUACCAGAAACCACCUCAGUUGUGCUUUCCGGCGAUUGUGAAAAGUUGUGUCAUGAAGCCGAUCAACUGCUCGAGAAAUCACGUAUAGUUGAAGAAUCACAUGAUCUUGAAACUGCUUUAGUUCUCUGCAAUGCCGCAGCUGGACGUGCACGUGCAGCAAUGGAUGCACCAUAUAGCAAUCCCCACACUAUGACUUUUGCGCGCAUGAAACACAACACUUGCGUUAUGCGAGCACGUAGUUUGCACCGUCGCAUUUUGGUCGAAAAAGGCGCUGAUAUGGAUGUGAUGUUGCCUGAAACGAAGCACACACGCGAAGGUAGCAACAGCAGCGUUAAACACGUUCGUCAAAAUAGUAAAGAUAAAACUUUGGAUAAACCUACUCCAAUGGCGGUACCAGUCACAAAUAACAAUAAAAGCAUUGAGAUCUAUGCCACAUUGCCGAAGAAGAAAAGUCCUCUUAAAACGCUAGCUACAUCAAUUGGAAAUGAUGAGAACGCCAUUGAGUACGAAAGUUCGCAGCCUAUCAAACAAGAACGUGAAGGACGAUCUCUAUUUGGACGCAGUAAUAAGCAAGAAAAGGAUAAGCGCAGUCGCAGCGAGGACCGUAAUAAACUGACGCGUGAGUUCUCAUUAACUGAAACAUUGUUGGUCAAUCGAGGGAAAUACGAGAAAAUCAACAAAAACAAGAAUAAACUCAGUAACAAAGUACACGGUAAGCAAAACAAGUUAUCAAACGUACAACAACCGCUUUUGACUGAGCCAACAGUAAAAAUUACUAAUACACACCAACACACCAACAACCAACACACACAGUUACUAACAACUGGCACCGACAAUAACUAA
Teleopsis dalmanni is the source of this 3041-nucleotide messenger RNA. RefSeq lists its product as uncharacterized. Gene Ontology annotation, molecular function: cysteine-type deubiquitinase activity. The record is from RefSeq and is a predicted model, not a curated record. Bases 48 to 3041 code for a protein of 997 amino acids. Gene Ontology annotation, biological process: protein deubiquitination. The transcript is spliced from 6 exons. Lineage: Eukaryota; Metazoa; Arthropoda; Insecta; Diptera; Diopsidae.